Molecule: messenger RNA, 1017 nt
Organism: Closterium sp. Naga37s-1
Lineage: Eukaryota; Viridiplantae; Streptophyta; Zygnematophyceae; Desmidiales; Closteriaceae
Source: the annotation of a GenBank genome assembly
AUGUAUCGAGGGCGUCUCCCCUUCCCCUUCCACUCGGUGCUGUGCCUCCUCCCAUCGGCGCGCAAUGCAUCAGUGCCAGUGCAUCUGCUGCGAGAGGCGGUGGAGUACCAUCGGCUGCAGGGCGCCGCCGUGGUGGCGCUGUACGACAGCGGCGGGUGGCUCGCCGUGGAGCUGCAGGAGCGCUUCCAUGGGGACUUUGAGCGCAGGGUCGUGCGCCGCACGGACUUCAUGGGCGUGAAGCAGUUUGACCUUGAGAGGAACGGGCAGGUGCGCGCAGCAACGCUUGCGCGUGUUUUCGCAUGCAUACGCACAUACACAGUGUGCUUCCCUCUGCGUCUUUUCCCUUUCCAGGUGUUGGCAAUGCAUGUCUCUGUGCACCACCACACCUUUACGGCCCUUCCCCCUUCCACUCCUUUCGUUGCCACCCCGUUCCAUCCCCUUUACCUGCCACCCCCACCACCCUUCAAACCCCCCCCACCCCCCUCUCCCCUCCACCAGGUGCUAGCAAUGCACGACUGUGUGCACCGCCACGCCUUCACGGCGCGCUGGGUCAUCCCUGCGGCCAUUAACGAGUUCCUCUUCGUCGGCCUGCCGCCCGCCUCCAUUCCCUCCUUCCUUGACCCCUUCGCCUACCCCGCCACCUCUUCCUCCGAGACCUCCCUCUCAGACCCCCUCGUUGAUUCCGCCGCCACUGCCGCCGCCGCUGCGGUAACUGCAUCCGGAGGUUCGGCAGCCGCGGCCGCCGAAGCUGCGGCGUACGUUCGGGCGGUGCCGUGGGUGAGCGUGGGCAGCCAGUGGUGGUCGACGCGACUGUGCGCGCUGCCGUUCCGCGUGCCUGAGGGCGAGGCGUUCUCGAUGGAGCGCAUGGUGUUCCGCUGGCCGUACCCCGUCUGCCACGACCGCAUCCGCUUUCCCGACCCCCACCUCUGUCCCGGGGAGGCUGGCUUCCGCCACCUCAUCAUGGAUCCACGCAAGGUGCGAUGGGGUGGGGGGAAAGUGAGGGGGGAGGGGGGGUAG